GGCGGCGGCGGGGCCGGGCUGUCAAUCAGCGCGCGGCGAAGUGACAGCGGGGGGGCCCGGGCCGGCCGCGCCGCCGGGGGAUAUUUAACUUGGGCGCGGGCGGGAGCGCGGCAGUGCGCGGGGCGGCGGCGGCGGCACCGACCGGCACCGGCAGCAGCACAGCGCAGCGCAGGCAGCGACGGGCCGGGGCCGGGGCCGGGACCCACCCGCCGGCUGCAGCGGAGAGAGACCGGAGCCCCCCGAGCCGAGCCGCGCCGCGGGCAUGGGUGCCGGGCAGCGCUGAGGGCGGCGGGGCGCGCGUCCCGCACCGCUGCUUCAUGCGGCGCCCGCUGGCGGCGCGGGGCUGAGCGGGACGGCGGCGGCGGAGCGGCGCGGCCGGGGCGGGAGCCGCCGAGCUGCGCGGUGACCGCGCCAUGCGGAGCAGCCGCGCCCGCUCCUGCCCCUGCCCCCGGCCCUGCCUGCCGCGCCCCGCCGCGCCCUGAGCCGCCCGCCCGGACAUCCCCGCCCGCCCGCCCGCGCGGGCCAGCGUCUAGACCAGCCGGCGCGGGGCCGAGCCCGCUGUCACCAUGGGGAUGGCGACGAGGCCGCUGUGAAUCCCUGCGGGAGAGGAAGGCGGGAGCCCGGCCAUGCCGCGCUGCUAGGGCCCGCGCUGUCACCGCGGCCUCCGGCCCCUCCCCGCGCCGCGCUAUUUAAAGCGCCGGCCCCGGCGGACUUGCCGCUGCCUAUUUAUGCAGCGGGCCGGCGGCCGCGCGGGGCACUGAGGCGCCGGGCAGCGCCCGCCCGCCCGACGGGAGCAUGAAGCUGCCUCAGAGCCUCCUGCUCUGCUCCUGCCUGGCGCUGCUCCGGCAGGGCGGCGGCCAGCCCUACCUGCGGCUGCGGCCCUCCCCCAGCGACAAUCUGCCCGUCAAGGACAUCAUCGAGCACCCCGACCCCGACUACGACCCCAAGGAGCAGGACCUGGACGAGCGGACUCUGAGGAAGAAGCUGGGCAGCCACUUCGACCCCAGCUUCAUGGCGGUGGUGGCCCCGGCUCAGCUGAACCUCUCCAGCCCCGACCCCCUGCACAGGUUCAAGGUGUCGGGGCCGCUGCCCGGCGAGCUGAAGAAGCUGGACCUGGGCGAGGCGCCCUACGGGGCCCGCAUCAAGAUGGGCAAGAAAGCCCGGAGGAAGUUCCUGCAGUGGCUUUGGGCCUACACAUACUGCCCCGUGGUCUACGCCUGGAAGGACUUGGGCCUCCGCUUCUGGCCCCGCUACAUCAAGGAGGGGCACUGCUUCACAGAGAAGUCCUGCUCCUUCCCUGAGGGCAUGUACUGCAAGCCUGUCAAGUCGGUCACCAAGACCUUCCUGAGGUGGCACUGCCAGGGCUGGUCCACACAGAAGUACUGCACCUGGAUCCCUGUGCAGUACCCGGUCAUCUCAGAGUGCAAGUGCUCCUGCUGACCCCGACGGGGUGGCCUGCCCCAGCAGCAGGGCACGUGGGCAAGCCCUGGGGCCCAGCACCAUGGCUUGGGCAUCUCGGAGUGCCAGAGCUGUUACGCAGCCUCUCCUGGGCCCCAGCUCGGCACCUGGGGAUGGAUCUCAGAGUGCCAGCGCAUGUGUGUGACCUCUCCUGGGCACCAGCUACAGCUGCGGGUUAUCCCCACUGCCCUGGAGUCCAGACCCACGGCUCAGUUCAGGCAUCUCAGAGUGUCAAUGCUCCCAUAGGACCUCACCUGGAUCCCAGCUGAGCACCUGGGGAUGGAUCUGAGUGCCACUGUUCCUGUUUAACUUCGCCUGGAUCCAAUGGCAGCCACAGGCUGCCUCCAGUGCCUGGAGCCCGGUCCCCACACUUGGCGAUCUCAGAGUGCCAGUGCUCUCUCUUGUCAACCUCCCUUGGAGGCAUCAUCUAACCCAGUAUGCGGUGGUGUCUUAGUAUGCGACAUGUCCUCUUCCCACCCCAAACUCCUCCACACUGAGACCCUAAGACUGGAAAGACACAAAAAAGAUUGACACACACACAACACGCCCAGAGAAUCUGUGCGUUGGUUCGUUUCUCUCCUCUUAUGCCCCUUGCACUGUUUUGUUUUUGUUUUGUUUUAUUUGACUUAUUUUAUUUUAUUUUAUUUGAAACGGGAAAAGCAAAACUGAAAGGAACUGCAGUGCAGGCCAGAGGCAAAGCUAAGCACUACAAUCAGAUGUUUAUUUUUAUACAUAUAUAGUGUUCUAACAAAAAAAAUUACCAGCCUUGUAAAUAUAGAGAUUUUAAAAAGGAAGGGGGGAAAUUGCAGCUGUUUUUUAUUAUUAUUAUUAUAAUUAUUAUAAUAAUUAUUAUUAUUAUUAUUUUAAAGACAUAGGACCACAUUUUAAACCCAACCCUGUAGAAUCUGAGUACUUCCCUGCAAAAGGGAAGGGGAAAUUUUCCUGUAAAAAAGAUUUAAGAAAAACAAAAAGGAAAAAAAAGGCAACACAGAAUCCCUUUAAGAUGUUAAUUUCUAUUUGCUGUAUUUUUUGUCUUCAGAUCUUGUCACUGACAUUUGAACUAAUUUGCAAAGUGCUCUAGGUUUUUUUUUAAAGUGUAUAAUGAUUAAUUAAGAAGAUUUUUUUUUAAAGUACAAAGCUAUGAAAGAGUGGAGUCUUUUGUUGUUUGGGAAUACAUAUAGUAAUGUAGAGCUGUUAAAAGACAUUUUCUGUGUACAGUUUAUUUAUUUUUAAUGUUUGUGUAUAGGAAAAAAGCUAGAGAUUAUGCCAGAAAAUAUUGGAAAUGUUUACUUGAAUAUUCCUUUAAAAACAUAUCAAUGUAAAUAUGAACUAUGAUUGAUCAAAACAUUUUUAGCAAUAAACGCUAUCUUUGAAGAAACAA
Molecule: messenger RNA, 2839 nt
Organism: Alligator mississippiensis (American alligator)
Lineage: Eukaryota; Metazoa; Chordata; Crocodylia; Alligatoridae
Product: noggin-2
Exons: 1
Coding region: 796-1440 (214 amino acids)
Biological process (GO): negative regulation of cell differentiation; dorsal/ventral pattern formation; osteoblast differentiation
Source: RefSeq, a predicted model, not a curated record